CUUAUGCAAUGCAUCAUCAAUAAAUAUUUGAUUGAUUAGAUAGGUUCAAAAAAAAAAACAUCUUAGUCUUUGGUUAAUUAGUUUGCUCUUCUUUGUUUUCAAGUGAAUUGCCAAAAUGGUGAAGAUAACUCUUGGUACCUUUGAUGACUCUUUUAGCAUUGCCUCACUUAAGGCUUAUCUAUCAGAAUUUCUUGCCACUUUGAUUUUUGUGUUUGCUGGAGUUGGAUCAGCCAUUGCUUACAAUGAUCUAACAUCAGAUGCAGCUCUGGAUCCAGCUGGUCUAGUGGCAGUAGCUGUGGCUCAUGCAUUUGCACUAUUUGUUGGUGUGUCCAUAGCAGCCAACAUCUCAGGUGGACAUUUGAACCCUGCUGUCACUUUUGGAUUAGCUAUUGGAGGCAACAUCACCAUCCUAACUGGUCUCUUCUAUUGGAUCGCCCAAUUACUUGGUGCCAUCCUUGCAUCUGUCCUUCUCAGCUUCGUCACCGGGAAGAGUGUUCCAACCCAUGGAGUUGCUGCUGGAUUGAAUCCUAUUGCAGGAUUAGUGUUUGAGGUUAUUAUAACAUUUGGGUUGGUUUACACUGUUUAUGCCACAGCAGCUGACCCUAAAAAGGGUUCAUUGGGUACCAUUGCACCUAUUGCUAUUGGGUUCAUUGUGGGUGCCAACAUCUUAGUGGCCGGUCCAUUCAGUGGCGGUUCAAUGAACCCAGCUCGAUCAUUCGGUCCAGCUGUGGUUAGUGGAAACUUUGCUGAUAACUGGAUCUACUGGGUUGGACCACUGAUAGGAGGAGGCUUGGCUGGGUUGAUUUAUGGUGACAUCUUCAUUGGUUCAUAUGCUCCAGCACCAGCAACUGAAACAUACCCUUAAAAAUGAACCGCUGUUGUUGGGUCCUUUCAAGAUUAAACUUUGUUCACUGUUUGCAUGAUAUCUUGAACCUCUUGGCUUUUUUUUUUUCUUUCAAAAUUGAAAAUUGUAACGUUUAUUCUCUAUCCACUGCUUGUAAUAAAUUUGUAAAUUAUUAAGUAUGAAUGAAGUUUUCUUUGUUUUGAUCUGAAAUAAUGUUAUAUU
This is a messenger RNA of Vicia villosa (hairy vetch), 1066 nucleotides long. RefSeq names its product probable aquaporin TIP2-2. Gene Ontology annotation, biological process: transmembrane transport; water transport. Gene Ontology annotation, molecular function: water channel activity. The record is from RefSeq and is a predicted model, not a curated record. The transcript is spliced from 3 exons. NCBI's taxonomy places the organism in Eukaryota, Viridiplantae, Streptophyta, Magnoliopsida, Fabales, Fabaceae. Bases 116 to 865 code for a protein of 249 amino acids. Gene Ontology annotation, cellular component: plant-type vacuole membrane.